AUGCCCACCGACACCCUCCUCCACGCCCUCACCGCCCUCCACCACACCCUCGCCACAAAAUGGCUCCUCCGCGAAUUCCGCACCCGGGGCGCACCCCCGACCGCCGCCGACAUGGCCCUCGUAAUCAGCUUCGAACACGCGCUCGAGGCGCUCCACCAGCGCGGCUUCGAAGACAUGAGUACAAUCACAACCCUCCUCAAAACCCUCACAGCACACACAACAACUCCCAGAAAGCUACGGCGGGCAGCAGAGGCGUGUCUCGCGGGGCUGCGCGCCGAGGAGUGGGUGUCUGUCGACCGGGACGAGGAGGAGCUGGAGAGCGGCGAGUGGGUGGGUGUGGCGCGGGGGGACGAUGAGGUGCAUGUGUGA
This is a messenger RNA of Morchella importuna, 369 nucleotides long. RefSeq lists its product as uncharacterized. The transcript has 3 exons. The record is from RefSeq and is a predicted model, not a curated record. NCBI's taxonomy places the organism in Eukaryota, Fungi, Ascomycota, Pezizomycetes, Pezizales, Morchellaceae. Bases 1 to 369 code for a protein of 122 amino acids.